Messenger RNA from Neocloeon triangulifer, 2142 nucleotides. It is a transcript of the gene lace, whose product is annotated as serine palmitoyltransferase 2. Gene Ontology annotation, biological process: sphingosine biosynthetic process; ceramide biosynthetic process. Bases 261 to 1898 code for a protein of 545 amino acids. NCBI's taxonomy places the organism in Eukaryota, Metazoa, Arthropoda, Insecta, Ephemeroptera, Baetidae. Gene Ontology annotation, molecular function: serine C-palmitoyltransferase activity; pyridoxal phosphate binding. The transcript has 10 exons. The record is from RefSeq and is a predicted model, not a curated record. Gene Ontology annotation, cellular component: serine palmitoyltransferase complex.
UGAUAUUUACCGGUUGCAACCGCAAAUCGUCUAUCGUGUGAUUUCCGCUUUAGCUGAAGGAUAACCAUCCGCAAAUAGAUCGUGCGAGUCACAAGACAAUCACAAGAAAGACUUCGGCGACAGCAGUGAUUUUUCCUGUUCAUCGAGUCUCUGGAUUUUUUUGCAGAUUUUUCGCCCACCGAUUCGGCCAGUUUUUUCACCGGAACCUGCAGAGCUGGUCACGUGAUCUUGCUCUUUUUUUCCUCUGGGGACGAGCAAACAUGGCACUUGACAGGACGGAAAUCUUGCUUGGUGCCGAAAAAAGCCAGCUGAAUGGCAAGGCCCAGGUCAGAAAUGGCUUUUGCAACGGGUCAGCUGGAAAACACGCACACCAGAAUGGAUCCCUCAAGAAUAUCCAGCAGAGAGAGCAAAGACCUUUCGUCGAGUCAUUUGAGAAAAUCCCCCUGUUGACAGCAGCGACAACAUUCAUAGGGUUUUACUUGAUAUUAUUGAUGGGAUACGUCAGCAGCAUUAUUUUCACACCAAAAGUCGCUCAGGAGAGAAAUAGAAAGGGAUAUGUGCCUCUGUACGACCAGUUUGAGAGUUUUUACUCUCGUUAUGUGUACCGCAGACUAAAGGAUUGUUGGAACAUCCCCAUUUGUAGCUGCCCUGGAUCGGAAGUGACCGUAAAGGACAGAGUCACUCACGAUUGCGGAUGGACCUUUGAAUAUACUGGCACAAGGACCACAUGCCUGAACCUAGGCUCUUACAACUACUUGGGCUUUGCCCAGGCCUCGGGGCCUUGUUCAGACGCUGCUGCUGUUAAAAUCAAGGAGCUUGGUUGUGCCACAGCAAGCCCACGUGUAGAAUUUGGCACUCAAAAAAUUCAUCAAGAGAUUGAGGCGUUGACUGCCGAGUUUGUGGGAACCGAAGAUGCAAUCACUUUUGGAAUGGGAUUUGCCACCAACGCUUUGAACCUUCCUAGUAUCAUGAGCAAAGGUUGCCUAGUCGCUAGUGAUGAGAAGAACCACGCUUCCCUCAUUCUUGGAUUACGACUCUCAGGAGCCACAAUUAGAGUUUUCAAACACAAUAAUAUGGAAUCGCUUCGGAAACUGCUUCACAAUGCAGUCGUCUAUGGGCAGCCCCGUAGUCAUCGGCCCUGGAAAAAAAUCUUCAUAGUUGUUGAAGGAGUUUACAGUAUGGAGGGAUCAAUUGUCCGUUUACCCGAGAUAGUUCAACUGAAGCGCGAAUACAAGGCAUAUCUAUAUGUUGAUGAGGCCCAUAGCAUAGGAGCUGUUGGACCGAAUGGCAGAGGCGUCAUAGAUUACUUCGGCGUCGACCCCAAAGAUGUGGACAUUCUGAUGGGAACUUAUACCAAAAGCUUUGGUUCUGCUGGGGGUUACAUUGCGGGGACUAAGGCGUUUAUCAACCACCUGAGAGCAAACAGUCAUGCAAACUGCUAUGCUACAUCAAUGCCGUCUGCGUGUGCAGAGCAAAUCAUUUCAUCCAUGAAAAUCAUUAUGGGCAAAGAUGGCACAAACGAAGGUCGGAAGCGGAUCCAACAGUUGGCUCACAACAGUCAGUACUUCCGCAGAAAACUCAAUCAAAUGGGAAUCAUCACCAUUGGCAAUAAUGAUUCACCAGUUGUUCCUAUGAUGGUGUACAUGCAUUCCAAGAUUGCAAAUGUAGUGCGACGUUUGAUAAAAAGGGAUAUUGCAGUGGUUGGUGUUGGAUUUCCAGCUACACCACUCAUGGAGGGUCGAAUCAGAUUUUGCCUUUCUGCUGCUCACACCAAAGAGCAACUUGACUACGCGCUCACUCACAUUGAGGAGGCGGCAGAUUACUUGGGUUUGAGGUAUUCAAGAAAGCCACGAAGCAAGGAAAUAGUGACGUACGAGGAAGUCGGCAAAGAGGAAUAGACCAGUCAACUCUCAAACUGGGCAUUUAAUAUAAGUUGUAUUGGAAGAGUUAAAGAGAGCACAGAUGUGUCGUUAUUUACUAAGAAAUUAAGACGAGAGGAUAAUUUAAUUUGGGCACUGUUUGCUUCUUUAAUGCGCCACGCGCCACACAAUUAUUAAAAGUAUUUUACCUCUUGAUCGCAUUUCAUUUAAUUAUAGAAUAUAUUGUAAUCUUAUUUUUAAUAAAGUUAAAAAAUGAUUAUAA